CCCUUACAACUUCUUCUUCAUUACUAGCUCUCGAGCCUUAGCAGGAUUUCUAGAAAAGCAGCAUAAUGGGUUUCUUCUCCUUUCUCGGCAGAGUCCUCUUCGCUUCCCUCUUCAUUCUCUCCGCUUGGCAAAUGUUCAAUGAAUUUGGUGAAGAUGGUGGCCCUGCUGCAAAGGAGUUGAUCCCUAAGCUUGCAAUAGUCAAGAAACAUCUUUCUUCAACAUUGGGGAUAGGAAUGCCUGAUAUUGAUCCUAGACAUCUUGUAGCAGUCAUUCUUUCCUUAAAAGGUCUCGGAGGUUUUCUCUUUGUUUUCGGGACCCCAUUUGGUGCAUAUCUCCUGCUUGUCCACCUGGCGGUUUCAUCUCCGCUUCUCUAUGACUUCUACAAUUACGACAAAGACGAGCCCGAGUUUUCAACUCUCCUACAUCAAUUUUUGCAGAGUGUUGCACUUUUUGGUGCAUUACUUUUCUUCAUAGGGAUGAAAAACUUGAUUCCGAGGAGGCAAAUCAAGAAGAAGGCUCUGAAAGCAAAGGCGAACUAAACUGCUGAAGUUUAUCGGGUGUCAACUCGCUGCACAUUGCUUGUCUGUGGAUGUUCAUUUCUUGAGCUCUCAAUGUUGUAGUUUCUUUUUUGGGUUGUUAGAUUGAUAGUGAUUAUUAAUGGGGUGAGACAUUGCCAUCUCACUGCCGGACUUGCUCAUUUUUACGUUAAAUCCAAUAGAGCAAGAAUUUUUGUCAUUUUCAGCACUUUUUGAUGUUCCGACUGUAUUGAGCUUUGUAGCAGGUCAAUCCUUUAUAUUUUUUA
Molecule: messenger RNA, 802 nt
Organism: Mercurialis annua (annual mercury)
Lineage: Eukaryota; Viridiplantae; Streptophyta; Magnoliopsida; Malpighiales; Euphorbiaceae
Exons: 5
Coding region: 66-539 (157 amino acids)
Source: RefSeq, a predicted model, not a curated record